Messenger RNA from Malania oleifera, 1059 nucleotides. RefSeq lists its product as uncharacterized. The record is from RefSeq and is a predicted model, not a curated record. The coding region runs from base 1 to 1059 and encodes 352 amino acids. NCBI's taxonomy places the organism in Eukaryota, Viridiplantae, Streptophyta, Magnoliopsida, Santalales, Ximeniaceae. The transcript has a single exon.
AUGGCUGCUGAAGCUCCCAACUCAUUCAAAUCCUCUUUUCUGGAUUUCUCCAACCCAACCAACCCCUAUCAACUUGACCAUGGAGAUAAUCCAUCUCUUCCCUUAGUCCCUGAUCUUCUUACUGUCGAUAACUACACUACUUGGUCGAGAGCCAUGUGCAGGGCUCUUCGUGCAAAAAAUAAGCUCGACUUCAUCAAUGGCACCUUCUCCAGACCAAGUUCCACCUCAGAUCCACUCUUUGAUGCGUGGGAGCGAUGCAAUGAUCUGGUGGUUUCCUGGUUGCAUAACUCCAUAAAUCCAUCUCUCAAAUCCAGCAUUGCUUUGGUGGACGAUCCUACUCAGGUCUGGAAAGAAGUCCAAGAACGAUUCACUCAAUCAAAUGGUCAUCGCAUUUUUCAACUCAAAAAGGCAUUAACAGGUCUCACCCAAGACAAUGAUUUUGUUUCUGUUUAUUUUAGCAAACUGAAGACUCUGUGGGAUGAGCUUCUUCUGUAUGAUCCCUUACCUGACUGUACCUGUGGCAAGUUGGUUGUUCUUCUUGAUCGAUAUCAAAGGGAUUGUGUAAUCCAAUUCCUUAUGGGCCUUAAUGAUUCAUACAAUGCCACCCGCGAUCAGAUUAUGAUCUUGGAUCCAUUACCUCCCAUAAAUAAAGUUUUUUCUAUGGUUCAACAGCAGGAACUACAACAUUUCAUGGUACCUAAUCUCCCAUCUACUGAAUCCAUGGCACUUGCUGUUAACCGAUCUUAUCCUUCAUAUAAAUUCUCUCCUAAACCUUUCAAAUCAUCCAAACAUGACAGACCAUUUUGCACCCAUUGCAAAAUUCAAGGUCACACUCUUGAUGUUUGCUUCAAAGCAAGAAAUGCUCAACGUCCAACCUGCACCCACUGUCAUAUAACAGGACACAUUGCUACAAAGUGCUAUAAACUGCAUGGGUAUCCACCAGGCCACAAGUUUCAUGGCAAAUCCACGCAGUUUAAUCCAUCUGCUAAUAUGUCUUCUCUCGACCCAGUAGAAGAAAUCUCAAAUGACAAGAUGACCUUCACCAAAACUCAAUACUAG